Messenger RNA from Conger conger (European conger), 877 nucleotides. It is a transcript of the gene pax3b, whose product is annotated as paired box 3b. Gene Ontology annotation, molecular function: RNA polymerase II transcription regulatory region sequence-specific DNA binding; DNA-binding transcription factor activity, RNA polymerase II-specific. Bases 1 to 849 code for a protein of 282 amino acids. The record is from RefSeq and is a predicted model, not a curated record. Lineage: Eukaryota; Metazoa; Chordata; Actinopteri; Anguilliformes; Congridae. The transcript has 6 exons. Gene Ontology annotation, biological process: regulation of transcription by RNA polymerase II.
AUGGUGGCCCGUCAUGCUGCGCUGACCCGGUCUGAGUCCGCAGUGAGCCCGUCGGACGAGGGCUCGGAGGGGGAGUCGGAGCCGGGCCUGCCCCUGGAGCGCAAGCAGCGGAGGAGCCGCACCACCUUCAGCGCCGAGCAGCUGGACCAGCUGGAGCAGGCCUUCGAGCGCACGCACUACCCCGACAUCUACACCCGCGAGGAGCUCGCCCAGCGCGCCAAACUCACUGAGGCCCGCGUGCAGGUGUGGUUCAGCAACAGAAGAGCCAGGUGGAGGAAGCAAGCUGGAGCCAAUCAGCUGAUGGCAUUUAAUCACCUGAUCCCAGGUGGUUUCCCACCCUCGGCGAUGUCCUCCCUGCCACCCUAUCAGCUCUCAGACAGCCCGUACCCCCCCACGUCCAUAGCACAAGUGGUGUCGGAGCAGCCCGGUACAGUCCACCGCCCGCAGCCCCUCCCCCCCACAUCCAUGCCCCAGAGCACCCUGGGAGCUGCAGGGGCGGGGCAGGAUUCAAGCUCCGCCUACUGCCUGCCCUCCAGCCGCCAUGGGUUCUCUGGGUACUCAGAGGGGUUCCCAACAGCGCCCCCUACAGCCAUCAACCACAACAUCAGCAACGGCCUGUCCUCACAGGUGAUGGGUUUGUUGACCCCAGGCGGUGGACCUCACCAGCACCAGACUGACUUCGCCCUGCCCCCCCUGGAGCCCAGCGGGGGGGUGCCGGGCAGCUGCUCCCAGUCCUACUGCCCUCCUGGGUACUGCCCAGCUGGGUACAACAUGGACCCCGGGGCCACCUACCAGUACGGCCAGUACGGGCAAAGUGCCUUUCAUUAUCUGAAGCCCGAAAUCGCCUGAACCGAAGAGCCCCCCCCCAAAACACCCC